AGCGUUACUUCAUUUAGAUUGCUGUAUUCUAGCAGCCUAUCACACAUUGUAGAACUCUCAUAAAAGCUGAAAAGAACAGCCAAGAAAUGCAUUAAGGGACUUAGCUUAUUAAUGGCCAGUCACAUAUAGACUCAUUUUUCUUGCCAUAGGCUUUUAUGAUCUAGCAAUAGAAAAUUUUUUCUUCAUCUUUUUCAGAAAUAACAGAGAGUUCCAAGAAAUGGAAGCUGCUGCUAGUAAAAGAAGAAAAGCUGAGUAUCAUCAGGGUUAAUAACUCCUACUUGAGAUCCAUGAAUGAUCACAGAGUUACGCUUCUAUAUCGAACUUUCCAGUGCCAUUAGUAAUAUGCUGCCUGUCUGGGACAUUGGUACCCUCAUGGUGAGAAGACUAUUUCUUCUUCACACCAAAUAGAAGAGCUACAGGAACAAUGGCUUCUAAGGUCUCAUGCUUGUACGUUUUGACAGUAGUUUGCUGGGCAAGCGCUCUCUGGUACUUAAGUAUAACUCGUCCUACUUCUUCCUACACUGGCCACAGACAGGUCAAUAGCAUAUCAAUAGCCAGAAAAAAUGUCUCCUUUGGCAACAUAAGAACUCGACCUAUAAAUCCACAUUCCUUUGACUUUCUCAUCAAUGAACCUAAUAAAUGCGAGAAGAGCGUCCCUUUCUUGGUCAUUCUUAUCAGCACAACUCACAAAGAGUUUGAUGCAAGGCAAGCAAUUCGGGAAACGUGGGGAGACGAAAACAAUUUUAAAGGAAUUAAGAUUGCCACGCUAUUUCUUCUUGGGAAAAAUGCAGAUCCUGUAUUAAAUCAGAUGGUAGAGCAAGAAAGCCAAAUUUUUCAUGACAUUAUUGUAGAGGAUUUUAUUGAUUCCUAUCAUAACCUCACUCUGAAAACAUUAAUGGGGAUGAGGUGGGUAGCAACAUAUUGUUCAAAAGCAAAGUACGUUAUGAAGACAGACAGUGAUAUUUUUGUAAAUAUGGAUAAUCUUAUUUAUAAGCUGCUCAAACCUAACACCAAGCCAAGGAGAAGGUACUUCACUGGUUACGUUAUCAACGGAGGGCCAAUACGAGAUGUUCGCAGCAAGUGGUACAUGCCCAGAGAUUUGUAUCCUGACAGCAAUUACCCACCCUUCUGUUCGGGCACUGGCUACAUUUUUUCAGCAGAUGUAGCAGAACUGAUUUACAAAACUUCCCUUCACACCAGACUCCUCCAUCUGGAAGAUGUGUAUGUUGGACUCUGCCUUCGGAAGCUGGGCAUCCACCCCUUCCAGAACAGUGGCUUCAACCACUGGAAAAUGGCCUACAGCUUGUGCAGGUACCGCAGGGUGAUCACGGUGCACCAGAUAACACCAGAAGAAAUGCACAGAAUUUGGAAUGACAUGUCAAGCAAGAAGCAUCUUAGAUGUUAAGAUUUUUACAGAUGUAAAUACCUUUUUUAAAUUUUGCUUUACUCUGGUUAUUUUUUGACAAAGUGAUGUACUGAUUUACAGGUUAAACUGUGGGAUAUUACUGUGAGAGGAUUUUUAACGACUGAUUUCUCAUUCUCAUUUUGACUACUGGUUUACAGACUUCAGGCUCUUUUCAUAAGGACAUUACACCAGUCAAAAGGAUCUAUAGUCAAAGCUCAGAUUUUGUAUAUUAUCCUCUAUCACACAUAUCAGCUCCUGCAUCUGUAUGUAAAAGGACAGUAAUAAGCUAUUAUGAGCUGCUUAACAGUUCACGCCCCAGCCUCUGAGAUAAGACUCGGGCCCUACGAAAUGAAGAAUAUACUUUUAUCCCUUUUUGACACCCAACAAUCAUCCCUAUCUAGAGCUUUGUUAAUAAAUUGAACAGUAUGUAUUUGCAAAGAUCUCAUAUGCCUACCUUGGCAUCUAUAUCUUACAGAACAAUGUGUGCAGUUCCCAAGCAGGUUGCUGACGGUGCAAUAGCAGAAUUUAGACAGGUAAGAACAUCAAAGUCUCACAGGCCUUAGAACCAAACUCACACACAGAAGCACGUUUUUAUCCCCCAAAUAAAUCAUUUCACAUAAUACUCAAUUUCUCGCCACUGUUACAAGUAGACCCAAAAAUAUCUAAUCAAACUUUGAAAUGAAAUAGAAUCUGUAAAUUAAAUGCAAGAUGGGAAACAUAUGGAAAAUCAUCUUAAACAUCAGUGAUCAUUUUAAAGUGAAUGCAACAUUUCUCAUUAGUAUUGGUGCCUGUGAAUCUCUCCCUGUUUUGGAGUACAUUAAUGAGUAUGGUAACAAUAUUGGUUUUUAUUUGGAAAGAAGAUUGAAUGACUUGUAUACAAACACAAUUUUAUCAAAUAAAAUGAUCAAUGUUAGUUGGACUACUAUUUACCUGAAAAAAAAUCUAACACAAAAGAACAUUACUUAAGGGUAAACUCCGUUUUUUGCUACUGUGCAUAUGAAAAGGAGAUUAAACCAUAUUUUUAAUAGUUUUUGUCCAGUGGAUUUUCUGUUGAUUGGACAACACACAGCUUCCAUAGAAAAACAGAGAGCUUUUAAAAAAAAAAAAAUCCUUCUGCCUUUGUAACCAAUCUGCAGCUUUCCACUGCAGAACCAAUGCUCACUGAGGUCCAGCUCAAAAAAGCACCAGAACGAACUUAGAAAUCCCAGGGCAUGUGAUAAAAAUCAAAUAUGCAAGAUUGUAUUCAGGUUUUGUAAUGUACUUAGAUGUUCUAAAUAUGAAUGUUAAUGAGAUGUGAUGAAAAUUAUUUCCUGAAAAACUCUUCAAUGUAUUCGUACCAUCCCUACUCAGCACUGCCUUUAAAAAAGAACUCUAAUGUGAUAUUGCUUAGCAAGUAACUUGGAAUGAGGAAUUCAUAGGCAAGCCACAGGUAUGAAAUUCACCAAGUGUAUUAUUCACACCGUCCACAGCACACACAUAGGCUUCAUUCAUUUCAGUGGGAGAUACACGUAACAUGAAAAUCUGCUAAGAACGACGUUAUUCAGGAUGUCGAUAAAGUUGUCAGAAAUUAACUGAACCAGAAUUUAAAGGAGAACUCUAUACCGAUUUUGCCAUAGGUGUACAUAGUACUUUAUAACAACAAUAGCAAUUGAAUGAGGAUCCUACCCCAAACGGUUUGCAGUUUCAAGACAUACUGUUAUUCACAGGUACAAUACUAUUGUUUCAUGAGAAUUACUUGUAAAUAAGGUGAAGGAUAUCUGGCAUUUGAGCUCCAUACAGUAAAUGCCUCAGAGAUCUACUUCAAAUCUAAAACAUGAAGCUACAGAACAGAUAGCGCUGCAUUUACUAGCUAGUCAACAGGAGCUCAUGAAAAUCAGUAAUUUUAUACAAAAAUACUGAAUCUCCUGCAGCAUAAUUAAGAUUUAUCCUUCUCUAGUUGACCCAGUCCUUGUUUCAGUUUCUCUUGCUUCCUUACAAAUUCAGAACUCCAACAAAACAAGGUCCAACUAAUUGCAUAUAUGUAUAUAAGAAACAGAGAGUGAAAUUCAGUUUUUUUUAAUCAGGUCCCAAAAUAUGCAGUUAGGGAAGGAAAACUAGGGUGGAAUUCAUCCCCAACCCUCAGUAGGUCACAGAGCAUGAAUGUAACCAUGUAACCAGGGCACACUUUGUAGUAAUUACAAAAAAAGGCUGCAAUCUCUUCUACCAUUUGUUGAUACUGUGUUGUAAUUUGGGGUUUCUGAAUCCACAAUCAUAUGGAUUUGGUGGCUUUAAUUCUUCUGCUGAUGAUUCUAUAGUCCAUGGCUAAUAAAACCAAGAACGGCAGGGCUCCCAGUCCUGAUACCUCAGGGCUCAAGUAGCACAGCAGCCUUGAAUUACUCCUAGUAGAAGUAGACUGCAUUAACAAUUGGAGCGUGCACCUUGAAAAGAACAUCUUCAAAAAUAUAUUUCCUGCCAUUUAUAAAUAGAUAGAUCUUCAAUGACAAUGUAAAUUUUCACCUUGGAAACUAUGUACAUAUUCCUAAGGCAUUUUCUUCUGUAUUCAGCUGUAUAUAUGUGUGUAGGGUCUGCUUGCUAUGUAGUAUUCUGUUAUGCAUGGAGCUGAAUUAGGCAUUAUAUUUGUCCAGUGUUUCAAGAGCCUUAAGCAUGUGUGCCCUAACUUUUGAAUGUACAAGACUUUUUUCUUUUAUUGUCAAGUGAAUUUAAAUCUACAAAACCUAAUUUUCUACUUCUGUUAGUUUUCUCAUAGUAGGCUUCACUAGAUUGUUACACAUAAAUAAAGAGAUUAAUUUUCCCUUUGCUCAGAAAUUGCAUUAUUUCAAUCUAGAGCUAGAAAGGGAAACCGUGACAGCCAUGCAUCUACUUGUGGACAGCAUGGGUUUUAUUCUCCCUUUCACUUAAAAGUACUUGUGUCACCUUGGGUACUGUUAACAAAUAACAGUGUUUGCACUGAGCUUCCAUUAAACAAAAGAAGUAUUUGCUCCUUAAAGGUCAUUUUGUUUCACUGGGCAUGGGGCAAAUGACAAUUUGGUUAAGAUGUUCUGGCUUCUAGUCACUUCAAAACUGUGAAGUAAUCAUUUUUAUUUCAAAGCAUCCACUAACAAAGCACAGUGAACUAAGAAUCUAUGGGAAAGCAUCUCUUUUGGAGGAACUUUUCACAAAACACUUUUUGGCUAAAUUCAUGAGAGUAUUUAAUCAGAAGUCUCAAGAUUCAUUUUCCGUCUUUCCUAAUAAUAAUCUUAAGUAUCAAUUUUCAUUUGUUACAGGGAUUUUUGUCUUUAUAACGUAGAUGGCAAUGGCAUUUGUAAAUGAAGAGUGUAAUUAACUAGAAAAGCUUAUCAACAGUAACCAAACUUUAGGUGUAUCAUUAUAUACAACUGGCUGUACUUAUGUAUUUAUUUGUCUAAAUUGUAUAUAUUGUUUUAUCUCCCGUGUCUGUAGGAGUGCAUUCUUUUAGAUUAAAGUAUUAUUUACAGUUUUGUGGGAUUGCCAGCAA
This is a messenger RNA of Phasianus colchicus (ring-necked pheasant), 4898 nucleotides long. RefSeq names its product beta-1,3-galactosyltransferase 1 (gene B3GALT1). Gene Ontology annotation, molecular function: N-acetyl-beta-D-glucosaminide beta-(1,3)-galactosyltransferase activity. Gene Ontology annotation, biological process: protein O-linked glycosylation. Gene Ontology annotation, cellular component: Golgi membrane. Lineage: Eukaryota; Metazoa; Chordata; Aves; Galliformes; Phasianidae. The record is from RefSeq and is a predicted model, not a curated record.